Daphnia pulicaria is the source of this 1239-nucleotide messenger RNA. It is a transcript of the gene Atg101, whose product is annotated as autophagy-related protein 101-like. NCBI's taxonomy places the organism in Eukaryota, Metazoa, Arthropoda, Branchiopoda, Diplostraca, Daphniidae. Gene Ontology annotation, cellular component: phagophore assembly site. The transcript is spliced from 5 exons. Gene Ontology annotation, biological process: autophagosome assembly; autophagy. The coding region runs from base 331 to 1005 and encodes 224 amino acids. The record is from RefSeq and is a predicted model, not a curated record.
AAAUUGGCAAACACGCACUUAUCGUCUAGCUCUCUCAGCUGUGUGAAAACAGUGAGAGUAAAUAAAACGUCUGCUUUAGGUACCAGUUCUUUGUCUUUUAACAACAAAGUUACUUCAUUUCCAUGAAAGUGAAGAUGUUUUAGUCAGUUUCAAAUGUAAUGUUGUGUAUGUGUGUUGUGUGAUCUGCUUCUCAUGUGUGUAUACAAACAGUAAUUGCCUUCCAUUUAACUGCAACAUUUAUUUUAUGGGACAUUCAUUUGGCAAAGCAUACUUACAAAGUAAGUGAAAGUGUUGCUGAGCCUAAAAACGUCGCAAAUUGGCAUGUGAACAAUGAAUGCUAGAACUCAGGUUUUCGAAAUGGCACUUGAAGGGAGGCAGGUGGAAGAAGCUGUUUCAAGUCUAUUCCACACCUUGCUAUUCCACAGAACUUUGGGAAAGUUCCAUUACCAGCAAGAUGGAAAAUACACUGUAGGAUCAGUUGGCUAUGAAGAUACUGACUGUGACUUUGUUGACCUCACCUAUGUACGAUGUAGUUCUGGUGAAAUGCAAAGAAUAGUUCACAAAGAAGCGACCGCCUUUAGCGAAUGCCUACGAUCACAGGAGCGAGAGACCCAAGGCCAAGCAAGAUCUGGUCAUAUAUCUUUGACUUUCUAUCAAACAAAAAAGGCCAGAUGGCCUUUCCCAUCCGAAAAUAUCCCCUGGGAAGUGUGGAACCUACGAAUGGAAAUUAUGACACUUGCUAGCGAAAUUGAACGGCAACUAUACAGGGAAAAGGUUGGCGAAUUGUUGGCAGAAAAGAUCCUGUACAUCGCCGAAUCGAUGAACCGUCCUUCUUAUGUGCCCAAAAUGCCCAACCAACCCGAGCUGGAUCUCAUCUUUGACACAGGUUUUGUUGAUAUCCAACCCUACUUGUUCAAGAUAUCGUACGGGACAUCACCAGUUUUGGGAAGUUUCAACAUGGGGACUACCGUACGUCGAUUACUCAAGGACACCCUCUCUAUUUAGAGUUAUUAAAACGAUAAUUAGGUUAAAUCAAUAUAUUGUAAAGAUUCAAAGAUGCACGAGGCCAUAGUUCAAUUUAACAUGUUCCAGCUCACACUUUUUCCCGAUUAUCCUUGAUAUAUUGUGUAAAUCCUCUUAUAUCUGAUGAUGUACAUGGAUGUUCGAUUGAUUCCGUGAACGUGGCUUUUGUAAAAAGUUGUUCGCCCAACAGUCCCAUUAAUAACAGAAGGAGAAUUU